AUGCGCUGGGUGUCCGCCUUCCUUGCCCUGGGAUUAACAGGUGCAUUGCAAGCAAAUGCACUGGAUGCUACGAUCUUCACGUUUCCUUCUAAGACUUCAAGCUCUUCAGCUUCUCAUUCCCAACAACAAACAAUAUCAGAAGAUGAGGCCCGGCUUGUCUUGGAGCUUCGCAUGAAGUCCUCUGUAGCAUCGGUCCUUGGAACAGUGAAUGCAGACACUGUGAACCAAUUGAAUCAUUUUGCUCAAGAUGAUAUUACUCUCUUUGGGGGAGCUACUGGGGGGGCUGUUUCCCAGAAAAGCAUCAUUGUUAUGGAAGGAAUCGACCAGGAAGCUGCCCUAGUCAUGCAAAAAGCCCAACCAGAGCAUCUUCACAUUCCUCGAAUUUCCUCUCCCUUUAUCGGAUUUGAUAUCCUGGAGUCAUUCAUCGAAAGCAGCCCCACCGUGAAGGGGGGCCGUGGACACGUUUGUACAUACUUCAGCGAUGCUAGCAAGGCUGCCUCAUCGACAUCCCAGACUCCUAAGGAAUGCCUAUCCAGGGAUCCCAUGUUUACCGAUGAGUCUGAUUUGCUCGCCCGUGACAUCCUUACACUGGUUGAUUCAGUGGAAUUUUGGAUGAGCAAGGAUUACAAGGAUUCAGCUUUGAAGUUGUCUUUUAAGGUACCGAGUUUUCCCUCCAUAACCGGUGAAUUAUUCCUAAUUCAACGUCACCAAUUGCAGAAAGCCUCAAGCGAUUCUCUUCUUGGGACUAAGUUCCUAGAGACAUUGCUUCUUCACCUAGCCAAAAUCUCGUCGACUAGCAACCGAGAAAUUACAACUCUCGUUCUACCCCCUGGUGUUAAAUCCGAAGGACUUAGCCACCGAGACGCGAAUCGAUCAUCGGCACCAGUCGCCCAACUGAAUGCCUUCAAGAGGUCGACGCCGAAUUCUGCGCUGCCGCUGCACUCAACCCUAGCGCCUGUCUGUCAUGCUUCAAACUCCUCGUGUGCCGAAGCUACCAAUAACUGCUCCGGACACGGUUCCUGCUAUCUGAAAUACGGCUCGGGUGCUGAGGGAACUAUUGGCAAUUGUUAUGCAUGCAAGUGCAAGCAAACUGUUGUCCAGAACAGCGAUGGCACCACCAAGACAGUUCAGUGGGGUGGGGCGGCUUGUCAGAAAAGGGACAUCAGCUCACCUUUCUUCCUUGUUGCAGCGGUCAGUCUACUUGCCAUUCUUCUCGCUGGUAGUGCGAUUGGAAUGCUUUUCAGCAUGGGCUCACAGGAGCUACCCAGUGUCAUCAGCGCUGGUGUAGGAGGCCCCAAGUCUCAGAUGUGA
This is a messenger RNA of Penicillium vulpinum, 1311 nucleotides long. RefSeq names its product DUF3844 domain-containing protein. Gene Ontology annotation, cellular component: endoplasmic reticulum. The transcript is spliced from 3 exons. The record is from RefSeq and is a predicted model, not a curated record. The coding region runs from base 1 to 1311 and encodes 436 amino acids. NCBI's taxonomy places the organism in Eukaryota, Fungi, Ascomycota, Eurotiomycetes, Eurotiales, Aspergillaceae.